Messenger RNA from Adineta ricciae, 1869 nucleotides. The record is from the annotation of a GenBank genome assembly. Lineage: Eukaryota; Metazoa; Rotifera; Eurotatoria; Adinetida; Adinetidae.
AUGGCGAAUUCCAGUCGCUUCAUUAACGAUCAAGUUUGUGAACUUCGAGAAGCCAAUCAUAGUCCGAUCUAUGGUUAUCAACAUUUACCAAUCCCUACACUCGAAGAGUCUAUCGUAAAACUUCUUCCAAUGCUUCCUGGUCUACAAUAUUAUGUCACACAAGCAAGAGAAAAUUGUACAAAGACGGCAACUACUUUAACACUAGAUGAAUCGGCAGCUAUUUAUCUUUACACAAUGCCAAUACCAUUCUUUUCGAAGUUAAACGAUGAUUUACGAGCUGAGAAUCGAAACGCGUUAAAGCCCUGGUUUCCCUAUCUAAAAUUAUUCAUAACAGCAUUAGAGAAACUAUCAUCGCUUGAAAUCACAAUUUGGAGAGGUGUCAGUGGAGAUGUUAGUUCAUCGUUUACAAAUAAAGGAGAAGAAAUUUGGUGGAGUGUCAAUUCCUGCUCGAAAAACCCCGACAUCGUCGGUAGGUACAUAGGUCCAACCGGUACUGUGUUUGCUAUAAAUGCUCUUCAAGGAAAAGAUAUUUCUGAAUAUUCAGCAAUUAAAGAUGAAGAAGAAGUUGUUCUUAUGCCUGGCACUCGUUUGAUAGUUCGCUAUCAACCAAUGAAUUUCGAAGAUCGUCUCCUAAUUAUUCAUUUAUAUGAAGAGCCAAAAUUCAAAUUAACGAAAGAAAAUCAACGAAAAAUUGCGUUCGUUAUUGGAAAUGAUAAUUAUCAAAGCAAUCGUUUGGCAACUAGUGUCAAUGAUGCGAAAGAUUUAAGUCAAACGUUAGAAAUGCUUGGAUUUCUCGUUAUAACAAAAUUUGAUGUGACCUACGAAAUAAUGGAUAAAGAAAUACAAAAUUUUAUCAAAUUGAUUCAAACCAAUGAUAUUGUUCUAUUUUUCUUUUCCGGACACGGUUCACAAUGGAAAAAUGAAAACUAUUUGAUUCCAUGUGAUACUAAUGAUCAACUAGACUUCAAAUGUCGAGCAAUCAAUGCACAAAAUGUUCUGGAACAGAUGGUUUUGAAAAAUCCAUUAGCAGUUAUUUAUUUACUUGAUUGUUCAAGAGAAUAUUAUGUACAAGGAAUGACACAUAUGAUAGCAUUGCCGGGUUCAAUUGUUGUUUCUGCUUGUGCGCCUAAAGAUCGACGAAUAAACGGACGAAAUGGAACAUUUACUUACCAUUUAUUACGAAAUAUAACAAAACCUGGAGAAGGUAUUCUGUUGAUGCUAACUGGCGUUGCAGAUGCAGUUGCAAAUGAAACGAAUAAUAUGCAAGUACCGUGUAUAACAAGUGCCUUGAAAAGAAACGAUAUUUAUUUCAUAGCACCGAAUUCGAAACAGUCGAUCAGCUCAUCGUUAGGUCUCAGUCCAUUCGUGAGAGCAGGAAAACGAUUUGGUGGCACAGGUGGUCACAGUUUUGAUGACUUUACAGAGAAUAAAUUGACAUAUUCACAUUAUCUUCGUGGAAUGAUGACCGGGUGUAAAGAUGAUCCAUUAGAUUGGUGUCAAUUUUGUUAUUCGUCUUUAAAUGAUGAUUGUCAGAUGCUUAUUCAAGCAGGACUGCAAGGAACGACUGAAAGAAGUAAUACUAUCGAACAAUUUAUCAUUAACGAAGAUGAAAGAAUCAAUAAAGUUCAAGUUGUCGUGAAUUGCGUCGAGCUUUUAGUUAAUGGUGCUAGAAAGUUAGUUCCACUAGUUAGAGGAAUUCGAUUAUUUACGAAAAAUGGACAUACGAGUCAGUCAAUUGAUCACCUGGAAAGAGAUUUAUAUACAGAAGAGUUUGAAGGUUAUUUUGUUGGAUAUGUUACUGGAAGAUCUGGUUUGCUGAUUGAUCAAUUACAAUUUCAUUGGUUUCGCAAUGAUCAGCUUAAAGGUUAA